This is a messenger RNA of Prorocentrum cordatum, 549 nucleotides long. NCBI's taxonomy places the organism in Eukaryota, Dinophyceae, Prorocentrales, Prorocentraceae. The record is from the annotation of a GenBank genome assembly.
AUGGAGGAUGGCCACCUCACAGCGCCCUGUCAUGAGCCGUCUGCUGUGGCUGCCGGUGAUGACCGCGAGCUCAUCAUCUGGAGGGGGUCGCAGUACAGCGUGAAGGCGCUGGCCGCACUCCACCUCAAGGGCUUUGCGCGGCCGAGCGUUGACUACAGACUAUCUGUGGCCCCGCUCGACUUCAAGUCUCGGAGGGUCCUGCUGCCGGCACCGCACACGGUGCCCGUGUUGCGCUGGGAUGGCGAGGUGAUCACAGGGACGAACGUGUGCGCUUUCCUCGACAGCCGCUUUCCCGGGGAGGCCGCGCUCUACCCCGAAGGGUGCGCCGACGAGGUGCGCAGGCUGGAGGGCGAGUGCGCCGUCAUCUACUGGCUCAAUGGCUGGCUUUCGUUUGUUGACCCGGACGGCUUCGAGCGCUACGCCGGCGCCCUCGCGCGCAGACACAUCGACAGCGGCGGGGCCGGGGCCGCCGCGAAGGUUGCGGGGCGGCUGCUGCCGAGGCGCGUUGUGGGGCGCGUUGUGAACCGCGAGGUCGCGAAAAUUUCCUGA